Adineta steineri is the source of this 720-nucleotide messenger RNA. Lineage: Eukaryota; Metazoa; Rotifera; Eurotatoria; Adinetida; Adinetidae. The record is from the annotation of a GenBank genome assembly.
AUGGUUAUCGAUAGUGAACAUAAAACUUCAAUACAUGAAGAUAUUGAUCAUGAUAAUACAGCCGCACUUGAAAUUUUACGUUAUUCAGUAAAUGAAUUACAUCGAAAACAAACUGAUAUACAUCGACAUAUUGGUCAAUUAUCAGCUGUUAUGUCUGAUUUUGAAUAUCAUAUGGCUCGAAUACGUAAUAUAUGUGAAUCAUCAAAUAAGAAUAAUAAUAAUGAAUUAUGUCAAUCGUUAUUAUCACAUCUUGAUUCCGUAAUAUCUGAUACACGAUCAGCUUUAGUUUCAUCAACAACCAGUACAAAUGAUGCUCAACAAGUUCAUGAUCUUGUUCGUCGUCUUUAUGAUGAAAAUCAACAAAUAGCAAAUCAUAUUGAUAAUUUAUUAAAACAAGAUCAAGUAGAAAAUAAUGAAGAAUCAAUCAUAGAAGAAGAAGAUCAUAUACAAAAAGCAAUUGAAGAAAUUGAACUUGCUUUAAAACAAAAUAUUCAUGAACAAGAAAAUAUUAAUAAAGAACAAGAAUAUUUUGAUAAUAAUCAAAAAACAAUUACAACAUUUAUUCAAACAACUGAACAAUUACAUGAUGAAGCAUUAGAUAAAUUACGUGAACAAAUUAAAAUUUUACGUGAACAUAAUCAAUCAUUAAGACAAUAUAAUGACCAGAUUGAUAUACUUACAAAACAAUUGCCACAAAGUUUAUUUUUAUCAGCCCAAUAA